Molecule: messenger RNA, 2120 nt
Organism: Amyelois transitella
Lineage: Eukaryota; Metazoa; Arthropoda; Insecta; Lepidoptera; Pyralidae
Gene: Shmt
Product: serine hydroxymethyltransferase
Exons: 8
Coding region: 139-1683 (514 amino acids)
Biological process (GO): tetrahydrofolate interconversion; L-serine catabolic process; protein homotetramerization
Cellular component (GO): cytosol; nucleus; cytoplasm
Molecular function (GO): protein homodimerization activity; cobalt ion binding; mRNA 5'-UTR binding
Source: RefSeq, a predicted model, not a curated record
CGCUCAACGCUCGUCGUAAAUGUUGUCAUAACAAAGUUCAUAAUGGGUUAUCACAGUAGAUAAAAUGGUAUUUUUUAAUUAAAUAAAACAUUAUCAAGUUUAUUUGUCAAAGGAACUUUUGGUGUAGUUCUUUUUACUAUGAGUUCUACUGUAAUACGUACGUUUUUAUUUGACUGCCAUCGACGAUUACAUAGAAAUACUCUUCAAUAUUUCUGGAGUCCAACGAUUGGUUUACAAACAAACUUCAACUUUAAGAUUGGCAAGAAGUUCAUACAUACAACUUCCACAAUGAGCAACCUACUCACUGGACAACUGUGGGAUACAGACCCGGAACUGUUUGAGAUCAUUAAGAAGGAGAAACAUAGACAACUAACAGGGUUGGAGAUGAUUGCCUCCGAGAACUUCACUUCCUUGUCUGUGCUUCAGUGCCUCAGCUCAUGUCUACAUAACAAAUAUUCUGAAGGCAUGCCAAACCAAAGAUAUUAUGGUGGAAAUGAAUUCAUCGAUGAAAUAGAAAUUAUGGCGCAGAAGCGGUCUUUGCAAGCAUAUAGACUUAGUGAAGAGGAAUGGGGAGUAAAUGUGCAACCUUAUUCAGGGUCGCCAGCAAACUUCGCCGUUUACACCGGCAUCGUGGAGCCGCACGGGCGCAUCAUGGGCUUGGACUUGCCCGACGGCGGCCAUCUCACGCACGGCUUCUUCACGCCCACCAAGAAGAUAUCGGCCACCUCCAUUUUCUUCGAAAGCAUGCCAUAUAAGGUGAACCCCGAAACAGGGCUAAUAGACUAUGACAAGUUAGCGGAGACCGCGAAGCUGUUCAAGCCUCGCAUCAUCAUCGCCGGCAUCAGCUGUUACUCGCGCUGUCUCGACUACAAGCGGUUCAGGCAGAUCGCGGACGAGAACGGGGCCUAUCUGAUGGCUGAUAUGGCGCACGUCUCGGGACUGGUCGCCGCUGGUAUUAUUCCAAGCCCGUUCGAGUACGCCGACAUAGUAUCGACAACUACCCACAAAACACUCCGUGGUCCCAGAGCAGGCGUCAUAUUCUACCGCAAGGGCGUUCGCUCUGUGAAAGCGAAUGGCACCAAAGUAAUGUAUGAUUUGGAGAGCAGAAUCAACCAAGCGGUAUUCCCUGGCCUGCAAGGAGGACCUCACAAUCACGCCAUAGCGGCCAUAGCUACGGUCAUGAAGCAAGCCAUGACUCCCGAGUUUAAGGAAUAUCAAAAGCAGGUCGUAAAGAACGCCCAGCGGUUAUGUGAGGGUUUAAAAUCUCGCGGCUACAACAUAGCCACAGGAGGGACGGACGUGCAUAUAGUCCUCGUCGAUAUGAGGAGUGUGGGACUUGUGGGGGCUCCGUCCGAACGGAUCCUGGAACUCUGUGGAGUUGCUUGUAAUAAAAAUACUGUUCCGGGAGACAAGAGUGCUAUGAACCCUAGUGGCAUUAGACUUGGUACUCCCGCACUUACCACCAGAGGUAUGAAGGAAGCUGACAUCGACAGGGUAGUAGAUUACAUCGACAAAGCUGUUAAAAUUGCUCAAGAUAUUAUCAAAGUAUCCGGACCGAAGAUAGCUGACUUUAACAAAACGAUCGAAGGGAGCGCCGACUUCAAGGCAAGAAUCAACAAACUGCACAACGAAGUGGCGGAAUUCAGCAAAUCAUUCCCACUCCCCGGACUAGAAGAUUAUUAAGUUUACUAUAUUUUGAUACUUUUUAAGAUAUUGUAUAGCCAUUUUAUACUGUCAUCUGUAAUUAAGCUGAACAUACAGCUGAAGGUGGUCUUUUGGCUCAGUCUACCUCGUAAGAGAUAAAGACGUUACUCUAUAUAUAUACAUUUUUUUUGUGUUUUUUAUUCCAUCUAUCCACAUACUUUUAUGUCAAAUGGAUUUACGACGAAUCUCGGUUUUACUUUGUAUCCAUGCAUUUAACUUCCUAUUGCAUUUAAUUCCAUUUUGCUCAUUAUUACUUAUAAUUAAGGUGCCUUAUAGUUGUAAGUGAAACUGUGUUAUUCCUAUUAUUUUGCUAGAAAUAUUUUUACGGCUGUGUAUAAAUCAAAAGAGUACCACUAAAUUGUUAUAACGUAAAGUGUAUGUUGUUGAUAUAUCUUAAAAAUAAAAUAUAACUCAGA